AUGGAGCGUGUGCCUGGAUCGUUUGGCACCAGCGUCAGUUUCGUUCUUCGUAUCUUCCAACUCGGGUUCUCUUCAGCUUCUCUAAUCUCCAUGUGCUUGGAUUACAAUUUGUACGAAGUCACAACCUUCUGCUAUUUGGCGGUUGUAAUGGCUUAUGUAAUUCUAUGGAGCAUCUUACACGCGUUGGCCGAUACAUACUCUGUCUUAGUGAAACAACUUCCUCACAAACCUAGAGUUCUAUCCACAGUUCUCGCCGGUGAUGUUGUACUGUCGUUUCUUUCUCUAAGUGGGGCUUGUGGUGCAGCCAGUGCAACCGAAAUGCUUUUGUCUAUUGAUGCAGCCAUGUGCGGAGAUAGCAGAUGUAUCAAAUACCAAGUCUCGGCUCUACUGGCCUUCUUGUGUUGGACUCUGUUUCUUGAUUCAGCUAUUUUCAAUCUUUGGAGCUUUUAUUCACUAUUCUAUUGA
Messenger RNA from Raphanus sativus (radish), 465 nucleotides. RefSeq names its product CASP-like protein 5C2. Gene Ontology annotation, cellular component: membrane. The record is from RefSeq and is a predicted model, not a curated record. The transcript is spliced from 3 exons. Lineage: Eukaryota; Viridiplantae; Streptophyta; Magnoliopsida; Brassicales; Brassicaceae. Bases 1 to 465 code for a protein of 154 amino acids.